This is a messenger RNA of Linum tenue, 66 nucleotides long. Lineage: Eukaryota; Viridiplantae; Streptophyta; Magnoliopsida; Malpighiales; Linaceae. The record is from the annotation of a GenBank genome assembly.
AUGGUUCAUAUUCCGGAUUGGGUUCAUCCCUUUAGUAAUCGGAUGAACGUAGAGAUGAAAGUGUAA